Messenger RNA from Trematomus bernacchii (emerald rockcod), 2389 nucleotides. RefSeq names its product epoxide hydrolase 1, microsomal (xenobiotic) (gene ephx1). The transcript has 9 exons. Gene Ontology annotation, molecular function: epoxide hydrolase activity. Gene Ontology annotation, biological process: epoxide metabolic process. The record is from RefSeq and is a predicted model, not a curated record. The coding region runs from base 135 to 1505 and encodes 456 amino acids. NCBI's taxonomy places the organism in Eukaryota, Metazoa, Chordata, Actinopteri, Perciformes, Nototheniidae.
GUCCACUCAACCCUCCAUAUUUUUCGCUUCAUACGCCAUGAAUUACAGCCCACCAGAACCAUAGUGCACGCAUCCUGAAGCACCCCCCGCUGUCAGAGAGUGAGGAGAGCAGCGUCGAGCAGACACGGAGCACCAUGUUCACAGAGCUGCUGGUUUGCCUGUUGAUUGGAGGACUCAUCUGCUUCCUGGUUCAGAGGAGCAGGAAGCAGGUCUUGAAGACCGAGGAUGGCUGGUGGGGGCCCGGUGCACCCCCUGAUGGGGGGGAGGACGUCACUAUUUAUCCCUUUAAAGUCAGCACCAGUGAUAAAGAAUUGGAGGACCUGUACACAAGGAUAGACCAGACUCGCCCUGUCCCUUCACUGGAGGACAGCCAGUUUCAUUAUGGCUUUAACUCCCAGUACCUGCAGAAGGUGGUUUCUUACUGGAGACAUGACUUUGACUGGAGGGGACAAGUGGACAAGCUCAACCAGUACUCCCACUUCAAAACUAACAUUGAAGGCGUUAAUAUCCAUUACCUGCAUGUGAAGCCCAAGAAGGUGCCGGUAGGAUCUGCUGCCAUUCCUCUGAUAAUGGUUCACGGCUGGCCGGGCUCCUUCUAUGAGUUCUAUGGACUGAUUCCUCUGCUGACAGAACCCACAGACCCACAUGACCUGGUGUUUGAGGUUGUGUGUCCUUCCAUACCAGGGUACGGGUUUUCAGAAGCACCACAUAAGAAAGGUUUUGAUUCAGUUUGUGCGGCACACAUCUUCCACAAACUGAUGCAGCGCCUGGGCUUCCAGCAGUUCUACGCUCACGGAGGAGACUGGGGCUGGCUGGUCACCACCAACAUGGCUCAGCUGCAGCCCAAGACUGUCAGAGGCUUGCAUGUGAACUUCGCCCCCCCUUCUAAACCGGGGCUGCCCAUGGCUUUAUCCGUCAUGCUUGGGAACCGCUUCCCAAAACUGUUUGGCUUCACUGACAUGGAUGUUCAGCGUCUCUACCCCUGCAUGGACAAACUGGUGGUGGAAUCCAUAAAAGAGUCUGGCUACAUGCACAUCCAGGCCACCAAGCCUGACACUGUGGGUCGAGGACUGAAUGACUCCCCAGUAGGCCUGGCUGCCUACAUUCUGGAGAAGUUCUCCACGUGGACGAGCCGUGACUUCAGGAACCUGGAGGACGGAGGACUCACCAGGAAGUUCUCUCUAGACGACCUGCUGACUAAUGUGAUGAUCUACUGGACAUCUGGCUGCAUCGUCUCCUCCAUGAGGUUCUACAAGGAAAACUUUGGCAAAGGCCUCAACGCACCUCACUCUAAGAUGACUGUAUUUGUCCCCACUGGCUUUGCCUGCUUCCCCAAUGAGCUGAUGCACACUCCCAAACUAUGGGUCAAGCAGAAAUACCGCAAUCUGGUGACAUUCACGCCCAUGGCCCGUGGAGGCCAUUUUGCCGCCAUGGAAGAGCCCCAGCUGAUGGCCGAAGACAUCCAGAAGUUCAUUAAGCUGGUGGAGAAGAAGAAGCAACAGUAAGGACUGCACUGUGUUUCUCUAGAAGUGGAAUCCUUACUAUUAGUGAAUUUCCUAAUCAUACUUCUUGGUGAUUAAGCCAGUCUAAUGCUGUGUAAUACUAGAACAUGUUUGCAUGUUUGUGUCUGCAAUUGUUGUAAAGAGGCAGAAAGAUGGUGUGGUAUUAUGGUGCUGACAGCCUGGACAUUCCUCUGAUAACAUGAAGCUACAGCCAUGGUGCCUUACACCUCUUAAUCUGACUGUAUUUCUCCUUUCAAAUUCAUUUAAGUGUAUUAAGCUUUGAUAAAGUCGGGUGCUUUUUAUGUAUUACACAAGUGUCAUUGAUGUAUUUGCUAUGCAUUAACCUUCACAUUUUGUCUCAGUAAUUGACUGACAUUGAUUGACUUUAAUUUGCUGUCGUACUUCAAUUUAUAUAAGUCACAGGUGAAGCACUGCUUACUCCCUCUAUUGAUAUAAGCCUCUGUUCUUCACAUCAUAGCCUAACAUUACAGUUAUAGUUCUGAGAAAAUGUACAUUAUCAGGUUGAUCUUGAAGAAGUGACAUGUGCUGUAUGAAGAUAGUUUACUUAAGUGGUGAACGUUGCUAAGUCUUUGAGAAUUUAAGAGAUUUUAACAUUGGCAUGCUCAAUAUAUGUGUGGAAAUGCCUUGUAAAUCACAUAUUUUGGAAUCUUCUGAAAUAACAUUAUAUCUUACAAUGAAAUGCUGAUCGAAUCUUUCCCUCUUUACCCUUUCCAGUCUACAAUGAAUUGCAAUGUUUGCUACCGUUCCAAGAUGGUCAGUAUGACUUGUAUCUAAGAUUAAGACACAAUGUUCUGUCUAUGAUCAAAUUCAAAUAAAGUUGUUAGCGGCUGUAAUAUUACAGCUUGUGACAUAGAAACAUUUCAACA